AUGGCUAGUUUCGCAAUGGCAGAGGCGAUGGACCUUCGCUCGCUGGUGCUAGGCAUAGAUGCCCCAUCAUGCGAAGUCAAGGACGAGUUUAAAUGCUGUACUGAUGACAACUGGAAGAUCUACGCCAGCGCAGAUCGGCUUGAUGAGCACUAUGAAGAUUUCUGCAAGAAUAUCGAGCAGCCUGAUCAUGGGAAGGGAUGGGACUACUACAAGGUGUAUGGCGAGGACACUCCUGAUGAGCAUGAGUUCAGAAUCUCUCUUAGUGACGACGUCGCGGACUAUGACGUGAAUCAGUGCAUUGAUUCCUUCAAGAAGCUAAUCCACAACUGCGACACCAAUCGUAGGCUAAACUGGAAGACUGGAGGUAAAUAUGUCCGUGACGACGGAGCCUACACAUACGAAGUCAGCCCAACGCGCUACAACAGGCCCUGGCCACCACCUGAGUAUGCUCAAGGUACUUGCAAAGGAUGGUACCACUUUUCCCAUAGUUCGUAUACUAUAGAAGGCGGUGGGUUCUCAACGUGGGACUUUGGUCAGAAGACGAUGAGGCCGAGCAUGAAUGGAUGUUAUGGACUUGGAACGACGGCUUGGAACUUUGAGGACUACGAUGAACCGACUGAGGAGGGGUAUGAGUGA
Messenger RNA from Fusarium fujikuroi IMI 58289, 636 nucleotides. RefSeq lists its product as uncharacterized. The record is from RefSeq and is a predicted model, not a curated record. The coding region runs from base 1 to 636 and encodes 211 amino acids. NCBI's taxonomy places the organism in Eukaryota, Fungi, Ascomycota, Sordariomycetes, Hypocreales, Nectriaceae. The transcript has a single exon.